AUGUUCUCACUUUCGGAAUCAUAAUCGGAAUUAUCAUUCUCUUCUUCUGCAUCGUCUGCUUCAUCACCAUUGAAGCCACUUGCUGUAACCGUCGCUCUUCUUAGCUCUCUCUCUCUCUCUCUCUCUCUUACUCUAGUCUUAGUCAGAUGUCGUUCUCGCUGAGAAACGUGGUGGUUCGGAUUCUGGUUAUGGUGCUGUUUCUGGAUCUGUGCGUAGAAACCGGAUUCUCUCAGUCAACGCCGGCGCGUGCCGAUCACGUACAUCAUCAUGGUGGUGGGUGUAGUCAUUCUCAUGAACACGACCACGACCACGAUCAUCAUCAUGUGAAGAAGACGACGGCGAAGGUGGAGAUGAAGUUACCGGAAGAGCUUGCUGAAGAAGAGGAUAUGAGGUUAUGUGGGUUUGGGCCUUGUCUUCAUGAUCAUGACCACGAUCACGAUCACGAAUCUAGUUCUAAUCUUACGGGAUUUGCUCUUUGGCUCAAUGCAUUAGGGUGCUCUCUUUUGGUUAGCUUGGCCUCACUCAUCUGCCUUGUUUUGCUUCCCAUUAUGUUUGUUCAAGGGAAGCCAUCAAAAUGGUUUGUGGAUGCGUUGGCUCUGUUUGGGGCCGGAGCUAUGUUGGGGGAUGCUUUUCUUCACCAGUUACCUCAUGCUUUUGGUGGUGGUCACUCUCAUUCUGAUGAUCACCAUGAGAAUCAUGCCCAUCAUGAUCAUUCUCAUUCGGAUUCCCCUUCACACUCACAUUCUUUACAAGAUCUGUCUGUUGGGUUGUCUGUUCUUGCUGGGAUUGUGGUCUUCCUUCUUGUGGAGAAGUUGGUGCGGUAUGUCGAAGAAAAUUCUUCUGGGUCCAAUACCUGGGGCCAUCAUCACCACCACCACCAUGCAGGCAGUAAGAAACUUAAGGAUGAAGACGACUUGGACCAAUCUGAUGCAACUGUAAAUUCAUCAGAGAAAGUCUCUAGCGGCUCUACAAAUAAAUCUCUCCGUAAGAGAAAGACUUCUGCUGCUGAUGCUGCUGAUAAAUCAGAUUCAGGCGCAGAUAUUACUUCUGAUGGAAAAUUGGACAAACCAGAAGAAGUGGAGACGCAUUCGUCAAGCCUAGUCUUUGGUUACCUCAACUUGUUCUCUGAUGGAGUUCACAAUUUUACUGAUGGAAUGGCAUUAGGAAGCGCGUUUCUCAUAUAUGGAUCAGUUGGUGGAUGGUCCAGAACUAUGUUUUUACUCGCCCACGAGCUACCCCAAGAGAUAGGUGAUUUUGGGAUUCUAGUGAGGUCAGGCUUCACAGUAACGAAAGCACUAUUCUUCAACUUCCUCUCAGCACUAGUGGCACUUGCAGGAACUGCAUUGGUUUUGCUCUGGGGAAAUGAACCAGGACAGUCAUCGUUGAUCGAGGGAUUCACAGCAGGAGGAUUCAUAUACAUAGCUGUUGCUGGUGUUCUUGCGGAGAUGAACAACUCUGGAAAAUCGACACUUAAAAACACCGCCGGCCAUUUGAUAUCUUUGAUUCUUGGCAUGAGUGUUGCUCUUUUCAUCUCUCUUAUAGAAUGAAUGAUCUCAUGCCAAAUUGUUUUAGAAUACCCAAGCUCGGGUUAUUGUUGUUUUAACUACAUACAGAUACUUUAUAAGGAGAGCAAAGGAUGUAAAAUCCGAUUUUUUGGUUC
Molecule: messenger RNA, 1660 nt
Organism: Capsella rubella
Lineage: Eukaryota; Viridiplantae; Streptophyta; Magnoliopsida; Brassicales; Brassicaceae
Product: IAA-alanine resistance protein 1
Exons: 11
Coding region: 147-1547 (466 amino acids)
Biological process (GO): intracellular zinc ion homeostasis; zinc ion transmembrane transport
Cellular component (GO): membrane
Molecular function (GO): zinc ion transmembrane transporter activity
Source: RefSeq, a predicted model, not a curated record